GAGCAGACUCCUUCGGAGAAGAAGAGCGAGUGACAGAGGAUGGUGCGAGAGGAGGUGGCGGAAGAAACCCUCCGCAUGAAGAGGAUGAGAGAAAAACCGGAGGCGGUGAUGGGCGGGGAUGGAGGUGGCAGCGGAGAAUGUGCCUCGGGAAAAAGGCCGACAAAGGAAGAGGGUGGGACGGCAAGUAAGAAAGCGAGGAGGCCCGGCGGUUUGACCAUCCGCGAAGGACAAGCCACGGGUGGAGGAAGUUCGGCUGAUCCAGGCGCUGCGGCCUCGACAGAACCUUCGGGGAAAUCGAAACAGAAAGUGACAGCUGAAGAAGGCGAUGGCGAGAAGAAAACUCGAACGCGGAAGACUGCUGAGGCGGCGAGCGGUGGCGAAGGGCCUGUCGGUAAGGAGUACGACGAAGCGGCAACGUUCUGGCUCGAAUACGAGUGGAACGAUGUCGGUGAUAUCGUGGAGAAGGAGCUCCCCGUCCAACUGCUCAUCGACCCCAGGAAGGUCUGCGAGAUCACGGCUUGGGAAAGAUAUUACAACCACCGCAGUCUAAGUCGCGAAACUGUGGACGACAUCAAGGGUACGAUGCUGAGUCAAUUUCGCGAGAAAAAGGGAAAAAUCUGGACGAAAAACCCUCUGGUUUUUGCACCCAUCUACAAGCCGGUGACGCGUAGGCCGGAGAAAGCUGACAGGGUUCACAAAGAUGUCUUCAAGCCAGAGGACACGGACAAGUACUACUAUUACCCUGUUAACGGACAACACACCGUGGCUGCUGUGAAGGAGUUGGAGGGUGAGCCAAUAUUCAAUUUGUGGAAGAUGCACUCGUGGCCGGCGAGAGUAGUGUGGUUCUCCGACCGAGAUUUCGCGGGGUAUAGGCAGGUCAGUCUCAACGAGAACACGAGACACAACAUGUCUAAGCAGCGAUCGCAGAAGGCCGCGUUCUUGGACAUGCGGGAGGCAUGGGAGAAUGAAGGAAGACUGCCUGGUCCAACCGACCUCGAAUACAGUCGACGGAGAAACCUGGUGUUCGCUGUGCUCAAUGGGUACCACAGUGCACCUAGGGAGUCUGUCUCGCACUUCCUGAGAAGGCUGGAGCACGUUUACUUCACGCUGGCCGAACCGCUCACUCUCGAAAACUACAAGUCACAAUUUGACGAGGAGAACCCUUUCGACGUUGACGAUAUGGAGGAGCUGAGCGACUCCGAAACCUUCGAUUUCGAGUCCAUGCCACUUCCUUGGGUGGUUGGACUGGUUGGUGAUGAAGAGGAAGGUGGCCCUCGGAGAUAUAGCACGUCCCCUGCCAGUUUGAAGCGUGUGUUUCGGGGCGAACCAGUCGACGACCAAUCGUCUGAUGACGGGGAGGAAGAGAGAGACUAUGAUCACGAACCUUGUGACAGGCUCCCUGUGGACCAUGACACCUGGCAGAAUGACAGACUCUACUUCUUCGGCAAGCAUCACCGGUUCACGUCGGAGGAUGUCUGGGGACGCAACGUCGUCUGGCACCCGAGGAUAUUCCAACCUGCUGUGAGGAAUGGAAUAUGGGUCAUGGCAAUAAAGGAGGCCGAUGGCAAGUGGAGCGGACUGAAGAGACUGGGAGCGGGUGCAUUUAAGAGAAAGGCAAGAACUGCUCUGGUGGAGCAUUUGAGUCUCAUGAACCCCGAGAGGAACGAUCAGGACGUCGAUGCGUAUGCAGAACAAAAGCUAAAUGACUUGUACGCCACCAACAUGUUGGAGUUUCGAGCGCCUUUCUACGCACUCGAAACGGCACCGUCUCGUGGCAUUGACUGGCGCAUGCCGCAACCUCCACCGACCGGUCAGAAUCCGGGAGGGGGUGGUGGAGGAGACGAAGGAGACGGCGGAGGUGGCGGAGGAGACGGCUCACAGUUUGCCGGAAAGGGGACGGGCGAGACAUCGUCGGUUGAGAAGGCGUCCGGCGGAAAGGGGUCGGGCGGGAAGGGGUCGGGCGGGAAGGGGUUGGGCGGGAAGGGGUCAGGCGGGAAGGGGUCGGGCGGAAAGUGUAGAACGUCCGGGAGUCCCCAGUAUAUGGAAACUGACCCCCAAUGCGUAGGGAGUCGAGAUUCCGACAUGCGAGACGAGGCCACCCUGACGUCUGAUCAAGUGAGAGUAGAUUCGCACUUGUCUGCGAGGAGUUUGUUUCCCGUUGCCCAGGAGAGUCCAUCCCGCCAUGCGCAGCAGAGGUCUCCUGUGCUCAACACCUUGCUCCUGAAAAAGGGCGCGUCUUCGUUUUGCCUGGAGGGCGGGAUGCCUGGAUUGCGAAGGAGGGAAGGUGUGACCUCCGGUUCCCUCGGCUCGGGCGACCGCCACAAACUCCGAAUACAUUCGGAUUUGCUGCCGUCGCCCUACGCCAUAAGUGCUCCUCACGCAACAGUUCUGCGGGGCCAAGAAAAUGUGACGUCCUGGCCCCCGCAUCUUCAGUUGGACACAAGGUUACCCUGCUCGCCUCCUUUCUCAUGUGUUCAGACUCGAGACUGGCGAUCUCGCGAUGUGCUGGAGGGGCCCGCUCCAGGAGUGUUGGAGAUCGGGGGUAGCGAGAACGAACGUCACACUCCUGGGGAAGACGAGCGCUCUCCGGGAACGUGUGUUGUACAUCAGGAAGAGGAGACUCAACGCUGGCAGUCUCGCAAAGUGUUGGAGACCGGGGGUAGUGAGUGUGAACGUCAUGCUUCAGAGGGUGCGUCCGUGGACACUGACAGUGAGAGUGCAGGAGCUCCGGGGGAAACGCAUGCUGUACAGCAGGGAGAGGAGACUCGACACGGGCCGACUCGUGAAGACGUGAAGUGGCUCAACGCACGAGCGCUGGUGAUCGGGAUGUUCGAAGAGGUUUUGCACAGUCGCUCGGCUGUGGUCACGACGCGAGAGGGUGUCGUUAAGGGAGGUAAGUGGACGUCCGUGCAAGCUCCCGUUCUUGGCGAUGAUGAAGACGAAGAAGAACCCGCGGUGGAAGCUCGGGUUCAUGGCGAUGAGAAAGACGGUGAGGUGACUGUCGACAUCCGGACGGAUCCACAGCGGAAAGAUGGUGAUUCUUUGCCCACCCAUUGCGGUGAAGAACAGGGUGGUCGAGCGUCUGUCCUGAGCACCGCUCGGGGAAUGGUGCUUCAUGAAGCCAUAAAGUUAGGUGACGACUCGGCAGCCACCGAGCUGGUUAGCGACUCAGGCGUGGCCGAGAUGCAGAACGUCGAAUCCUCCGUGGAAGGCGGUGAGGUGCUCGUCAACAUCAACAUGGAUCCAGAGCGGAAAGAUCAUGAUUCUCCGUCCACCCGUUGCGGUGCCGAACAGGGUGAUCGAGCAUCUGUCCUCAGUACCGGUCGGAAAAUGGUGCUUCAUGAACCCAUCGACUUGCCAAGUGACUCGGCUGCCACCGAGCUGGUUAGCGACACAGCCGUGGCCGAGAUCCAGAACCUCGAAUCGUCCGUGGACGUUGGCCUCGUGGCGCGACAGGAGGGCGAGUUCCCUCAAAGGGCUCCCGAGCACGGUAAGAUUUGUGAAUAGGACCACUCGCAUAUCUGUCACUGGCCAGCUCUGUGUUCGUCCAAAUUGAUCUCAUGGGCUAAUGUACCUGUUACCACUAG
This is a messenger RNA of Chara braunii, 3587 nucleotides long. The record is from the annotation of a GenBank genome assembly. NCBI's taxonomy places the organism in Eukaryota, Viridiplantae, Streptophyta, Charophyceae, Charales, Characeae.